Diabrotica balteata is the source of this 2126-nucleotide messenger RNA. The record is from the annotation of a GenBank genome assembly. NCBI's taxonomy places the organism in Eukaryota, Metazoa, Arthropoda, Insecta, Coleoptera, Chrysomelidae.
UUAGUCGAACUAACUAGUGCAUGUCAGUGAGUUAGACACUGUUUUAUUGUUGUUGUACUGUGAGUUCUUUUUUAAUUUUUCACCAGCCUAGAAAAGCAUGGAAAACUACACGAAAUCACCAGAUUACUCGGAGGAAUCGGAAGGUGAACUAGAAAUUGAUUAUGAAGAUCCAAUGUGCAACCCAAAAAAACCCGUAAUGGUCCCAUUCGAGGAAAUAACAUCAGCGGCUUACAAAAUAAGGAGCGGAGUAGCAUACACUCCAUGUGUGAGAUCUCAUAUGUCUAGUAUGACUGGGAUGGAUAUAUAUUUAAAAAAAGACUUUCUGCAACAAACUGGAAGUUUUAAGGAACGUGGAGCAAGAUACGCUUUGAUACAACUAACACCAGAGGAGAAAAAACGAGGGGUCAUUGCUGCUUCUUUGGGAAAUCACGCUCAAGCUAUUAGUUAUCAUGGAUACCAAUUGGAAAUUCCAGUAACAGUGGUAAUGCCAAUAACAGCUCCAAUAAUGAAAAUACAAAAAUGUAAAGAAUAUAAUGCUAACGUCAUUAUGGAAGGAAGGAAUAUGGCAGAAGCGAAGAAAAGAGCUAUGCAACUGGCGGCAGAAAAGGGAUGGACUUUUAUUAAUGGAUACGACAAUCCUCGGGUGAUAGCUGCCCAAGGAACAAUCGGACUAGAAAUUAUAGAACAAGUAGAAGAUAUAGACGCUGUGAUAGUACCAACCGGUGGAGGAGGACUGUUAGCUGGGGUGGCCGUAGCAGUUAAGACACUAAAUCCGAGUAUUAAAGUCAUUGGAGUAGAAUCGGAAAGAUGUGCAAGUUACACGAAUGCAAUAGAACAUACCAAUCCAAUACAUACUGAAAUAGAAGCCACAUUGGCUGAUGGCCUUGCAGUCCCUCAAGUAGGCUAUAACGCUUGGUUGACUUCUAAAAAUUUGGUAGAUAAGAUGGUAGUUGUUAAGGAAGAAUGGAUAGCUGUGGCCAUUUUAAGGUUUAUAGAAAAAGAAAAAUGUGUUGUUGAAGGAGCGGGAGCGUGCGGCUUGGCAGCCAUAAUAAGUGGAACUCUUGAGGAGUUCAAAGGAAAAAGGGUUGUGCUUAUUUUAACUGGAGGUAACAUCGACACAACUCUCUUAGGUCGCUGCAUAGAACGAGGUUUGGCAGCAGAUGGUCGUUUAGUAAAAUUUAAAGUUAAAGUCAGCGACAGGCCUGGCGGGAUCUCAGAACUUUGUAAGAUUAUAUCGUCAGUUGGAGUCUCUAUUAAGGAUAUUAUGCAUGAAAGGGCAUGGGUGGCAUCAGACAUUUUUAGUGUAGAGGUAAAAGUAGUAUGUGAAACCAGGGAUUAUAACCACACCAUAGAACUAAGAGAUCGUUUGAAUUCGAAAUAUAAGAAGGUGGUUUUUGAUAAUCUUCCAAAAAGAGAACUAGUGUCAUCUUCAACUGAUUAUUAGAAGCAUCAGCAAUAAUGUAAUUUUUUUAAUGUGAAGAAACUUUGAUUAUAUUUAUUAUAUGCUGUUGCUUGUUAGGUUUUUAUUUCUCAACUUUUUGUAAAGCUCACAAAAGGCCACUUCCUAAGACCCGUUUACAAGUAAACGAUAAAACUACAAACAGAAAAAAGACAUCCAUAUUUGCAUUAUUUUUGGAUUUUCCAUACGAAUGUUUAUAGUUUCCUUCUUACUGACUCACUGUUUCGUCUUUUAACAUUGAGUAGAUCUUUUAAUCUAACUAUUUGCUGCCAUUCACAUCUCAUCUGUCAUUUUUUUCUCCUCCUCUCGCGUACAUCAUUUUAAGCCGCUUUUUACCAAAUUUGGUCAUCUUUCUUUCGUCUUCCUUUCGGUUUCCAAUAACAAAUUUUCUUUGUUAAAUUUAUAUCUUCUAGUCUUUGAAUAGGUACGUCCCAGACCUGCCUAUCACUUUUUAUAAAUCGUGCAAUAUCAAAAAUUAUAUUUGUUAAUGCUUUAAUAAUAUUAUUUUAAAAUUUUAUUCUUUGUACCAAGUCGUAUAUGUUUCCGUAAUGCUUUUUUAAUGUUUUCACUUCUAAUAAAAAUAGCGUAGUCAUUUAUGUUAUCAAUUUAGAAUAUUCAAACUUUAAAAUUUGUUAUUUGGAUAAAUUUAUGAUUAUUCGAAUAGGAA